AUGCCACCCAAGACAGGGGCAGCUGCGGCAGGCCGCAGGCAGAAAGAUAAAGACAAGAAGGGUGGUGCAGGAGCCGCGGACCCGGUCGAGGAGCUGCGCAACAUGGAGGGCAUCCAUGAGGUUCUUGCCAAGGCGCAGCAGCUGCGCAACUACUUUCAGGCAGAGCGCGAUAAGGUGAACAGCAUGUGGGACAUCACCAAGAAGGAGUUAGAGAACAAACAGUUCGGCCUGCAGAACGCCGAAAGCGAGCUGGAGGAGCUGGAACGCGAGCAUCAAGUGGAGAUGAAGGUCUACCAGCAGAAGGUACGUCAUCUCCUGUACGACCAGAAGGUUGCUGUGAAGCAGCUGCGCGACGAGAGCGACGCGGUACUGCGGCAGGCCGAGGCUGCGCAUAGGCAGCGGAUGCACCAGCUUGAGGUGGAACGACAGCAGCGCAUGGCUGGCAUGCAGUCUGCCCGUGAGACACAGGAAAGUCGGAUCGUGGAUCAGCGUGAUGGGCACCAGUACAUGCUCACGGUCACGAAGCGUCGCAACCACGAGAAGGAGCUGGCACGACUGCAGGCCUCGUACGAGGCGAAGCUGAGUACGCUGCAUGAAGACUUGGAGCUUCGGCGCCGGGCCGAGGUUCAGGAUGCGGAGGAGCGAUACCACCUCCACAUCAACCAUCUUAUCCAGCAGCACGAGGACAAGUUUAAUGAGAUGAAGACUUACUACAACAACAUCACGCGCAACAACCUUGAAAUCAUUCAGUCCCUCAAGGACGAGAUCGCCACCAUGAGACAAAACGACGAGCACAACGAGGGACUGAUGUUGGAGAUUGAGAAGGAGAACGAGAACCUCGCAGCACCGCUGGAGCAGUUAGAGGCGGAGGUGGCGGGGCUUCAAUUCAAGAAGCAGCAGCACAUUCAGGAUAAGCAAAACCUGCGUAGCUCCCGUAGCCGAUACAAGGUGCUUCAGCAACAGCUAUGCACGCUGCGACAGGAGAAGGAGAUGCUGGAGGAUCAGUACAAGAGUGUCUACGACGAGCGCGAGGACCUGCGCACGAAGUUCGAGUUCGCCUUGCGGGAGGCGAUGGAUGUCGUAGCCGAGCGCAACAACUCGCUGCAGCAGGACCUGAUCGAGGCGCACGCGCGGCUGGAACAGCGCGACGCACAGCUGGAGGGCGUUCUGCGCGCCAUGAACCUGGAGCCAGCCGCAAUGGAGCUCAUCUCAGACGAGAUUGAUAUGGAGGUGCAGAAGAAGAAUCAGACCAUCAAGGACCUGCACUUCGAGAUGCGCCGGCUGGAGAAGAAGAUGCACGCCAUAGUCGAGGAGUACGAGCGCCGCUGUUGUGCGGUGGGCAUACCACCGCUAGACCGUGCGAGCGUCGUGCAAGUCUAG
Messenger RNA from Leishmania braziliensis MHOM/BR/75/M2904, 1380 nucleotides. RefSeq names its product putative T-lymphocyte triggering factor. Lineage: Eukaryota; Euglenozoa; Kinetoplastea; Trypanosomatida; Trypanosomatidae. Bases 1 to 1380 code for a protein of 459 amino acids. Gene Ontology annotation, cellular component: microtubule; motile cilium; Golgi apparatus. The record is from RefSeq and is a predicted model, not a curated record. Gene Ontology annotation, molecular function: small GTPase binding; microtubule binding. Gene Ontology annotation, biological process: cell motility. The transcript has a single exon.